Messenger RNA from Protopolystoma xenopodis, 357 nucleotides. The record is from the annotation of a GenBank genome assembly. NCBI's taxonomy places the organism in Eukaryota, Metazoa, Platyhelminthes, Monogenea, Polystomatidea, Polystomatidae.
CCAAUCACGACCUCCAACGUUACUCGUGAAUAUGAGCUCUCUAUCCCCGGCGAAUGUUUACAACAGCGAUUCGCUGAGAUCGUUGCCGAGCGCACGACUCAAGCUCUCCCUUCAGCCUACCUCACGCUAACCAUGUUCACCUAUUCAGUCUAUUUGGGCACAGGACCCAGUCUGCCAGGCGGACUAGUGCGCGACUCUGCCCUGCCGCAGCAGAUCUUCAAUGCAACGGCUCUCGUUCCUCCGAUAAGUCUCUGCACCUAUUGGCGUUGCACUGCUGAGACUACAGACUUUCGACUGGACUACGCUACUCACUGGCCGAAACCAAAUCCGAAUCAAUCAGAAGAGAUUGCUAGGUGA